This is a messenger RNA of Melanotaenia boesemani (Boeseman's rainbowfish), 1971 nucleotides long. RefSeq names its product short chain dehydrogenase/reductase family 42E, member 2 (gene sdr42e2). Gene Ontology annotation, molecular function: 3-beta-hydroxy-Delta5-steroid dehydrogenase (NAD+) activity. The coding region runs from base 46 to 1503 and encodes 485 amino acids. Gene Ontology annotation, biological process: steroid biosynthetic process. The transcript is spliced from 12 exons. Lineage: Eukaryota; Metazoa; Chordata; Actinopteri; Atheriniformes; Melanotaeniidae. The record is from RefSeq and is a predicted model, not a curated record.
UCUUUAUAAGGCAGGUAUGAAUGUACCAGGAAGAGGAGCACAUAAAUGAGCAGGAUGUCUGUGGAGUUGUACAGUCCCAACAUGAGUGAAAGUGGGGCCUCUCUGGUCCAGGUGACGCAGCUUCCCUGCCGUAGUCUCCCCCUUUGUCGCCUGCAGACUGGUGGACAUCAUAUGCACAACCUCCCUAACCUCACCUACAAGCCGUGGGCCAACGAUCAAAGCCUGGCAGUGGCCUCCAGCCCAACCAUGUCCAUACGUCACAGGAUAAGUGGAGCCAUGGCAGGCACUUGUUGUAGCCCGGAGUGUGCGGCCUCCAGACUGGCAGAAGAGGCAGCAACGGCCUGCAGUGUCUCAAAGGGGAAUGUGGUGGUGACAGGAGGAACGGGAUACUUUGGCUUCAAUCUGGGGAAAGAACUGGCCAAUGAGGGGUUCUCAGUGAUCCUUCUAGACGUGAACAAACCCUCCUGUGAUGUUCCUGACGGAGCAAUCUUUUAUCAGAGUGACAUUCGGGACUAUUCCUCCCUCUAUAAAGUAUGUGAAGGGGUCGACUGCAUAUUCCACACAGCAUCUUAUGGCAUGUCCGGACCAGACCAGCUGAGGAAGGAACAAGUGGAAUCUGUUAAUGUUGCAGGGACCAAUAACGUCAUUAAUGUGUGCAAAGAAAGGAGCAUCUCCAGACUGGUGUACACCAGUACCAUCAAUGUGGUGUUUGCAGGUAAACCAAUUGAAGAUGGAGAUGAGGCUUCAGUGCCAUAUGUGCCCAGUGAUUUGCACAUCGACCACUACUCCAGAACUAAAGCAGUCGCAGAGCAGAUAGUCCUCUCGGCCAACGGGUCCUCUCUGAAAGCUGGAGGCGUGCUGCGGACCUGCGUCCUACGGCCUUGUGGUAUCUAUGGACCGGAGGAAAGGAAACAUCUUCACAGAGUAAUGAUGAAUGUGGAGCGUCGCCUGUUCAGCUUCAGGUUUGGUGACCCAGGGGCCAGGAUGAACUGGGUACAUGUAGACAACUUGGUGAUGGCCCACAGGCUGGCAGCUGAGGCUCUCACACCGAAGAGGAACUGUGUCGCCAACGGGCAGGCCUAUUUCAUCAAUGAUGGUGUUUCAGUCAAUCUGUUUGAGUGGCUGACCCCUUUGUUUGAAAAACUGGGCUACAAGAGACCACAGAUCAAUCUGCCAGUUUCACUUGUCUAUUCAGCAGCCAUCCUGGUGGAAUAUUUACAUGUGAUUCUCAGGCCAGUGAUAAAAGUACCUCUCCUUUUCACCAGAAGUGAGGUCAGGAACAUCACAGUGAGCCACACCUUCAAAAUUGACAAGGCCCGUCGAGAACUGGGUUACAAACCGAAGCCCUACAGCCUCACAGACUCUGUGGAGCUGUAUCUGAAGAACAGAAAGCCUCGCUCCAGUUCGUCCUUGACCUCCAAGCUGCCUCAAACUUUUAUUUUGCUACUGCUGGGUCUCAGCUUGAUGCUACUCAUGUGGUCCUGUAUAAUCAGUCAGAACUGAAUAAAUUUGUACUAUACUGUGCAGAAGGAUAGACUAUAAUUCAUCUCAGGCUUUCUAUUUUCUAAUCAGACACCUAAUCUCUUUGUUAGGAAGUGAAAUGAAAGGUUUUCAUUAGUAGUGGCAAAUCUGUUGAAACUCACCAGACACAAUAAAGGAUGUUUUAAAGAUAAGUGUUGUGUAGUUAGGCUAUACCCCUGUCUUGCUUCCCAAAGACAGCAAUUUCCCCUGAUGUAAGUGCACUUCUCCUCUUCUACCUUUUGAAAUGAUGUGUGCCUGAUUUCAAAUUGAUGAAACAUCUGAAAAGUAUUAAACUAGCAUUAUGUGUUUGAUGUUAAUGUUAAGCUAUUUAAAAACAAAACAAAACAUGAUUGCCUAACUUUGUAUUACUGUGAUUUACACUGUCAAUUAUUGUAUUUAUAGCAUAAAUGUUUGUUGUGUAUUAUGUUUCUUUAGAUUUUAAUUACUAUU